This is a messenger RNA of Ceratitis capitata (Mediterranean fruit fly), 3414 nucleotides long. RefSeq names its product serine/threonine-protein kinase PAK 1 (gene Pak). Bases 156 to 2375 code for a protein of 739 amino acids. NCBI's taxonomy places the organism in Eukaryota, Metazoa, Arthropoda, Insecta, Diptera, Tephritidae. Gene Ontology annotation, molecular function: ATP binding; protein serine/threonine kinase activity. Gene Ontology annotation, biological process: regulation of axonogenesis; intracellular signal transduction; protein phosphorylation. Gene Ontology annotation, cellular component: cytoplasm. The record is from RefSeq and is a predicted model, not a curated record. The transcript is spliced from 7 exons.
UUGAACGUUUACCGGCCAACGACACGCCUCAACAGUUGCCUCUCGUCCGUUCGACUUAUCGCAACUGCACGUUAUAUCAGCAAUAUCCAUUUGAAGAGUUACGUAGCGCCAAACGACAUCAUCACUUUCCCCAAACGCUGCAGCAACGUAAAAAGAUGUCCAGCGAAGAGGACAAACCGCCAGCGCCGCCUGUGCGUUUGACAAGCAAUCGUGGUGGAGAUCGCGUUGGAGGCGGCGCACACAAUACGGGGGUUGGUGUGGGCGGUGGUGGUGGUGGUGGAGAUGGACCACCAGUUGAUAUGCGCCCACUGCCCAAAGAGCCUGAUGAUCCUGAUCGUAAGAAAAAGACAUUGAAGAAUAAAAUAAAAGGCUCAAAACCCUCACAUACAGACUCAAAACCGAAUAUUUCGUAUCCUACGAAUUUCGAGCAUACGGUACAUGUCGGUUUCGACGCGAUCACUGGUGAAUUUACGGGCAUGCCGGAAGCGUGGGCGCGUCUGUUGAUGAACUCGAACAUCAGCAAGCAAGAGCAGAAAAACAAUCCACAAGCGGUGCUGGAUGUACUCAAGUGGUUUGACAAUACAACAAAACAGCGGCCAAGUUCCAAGUAUAUGACUAAUGCCAUUACAACGCAUUCAGGCUCCUCACUAAGUCGUGUGAGCAGCAGCAGCCCCAGUAGUACACCAACAGACUCUGAACUGCACGCUUCAAAUAGUGGUGGCAAUUUGAUUGGCGUUAAUCUAAGCAAUCUCAGUCUUGGCGGUCCGAAUGCAAAUUCGAAUGCCAACACUGUUGGCUCGAUUGGUCACCUGGGCGGUGGCAGUAUUGGUGGUGGCGGUGUAUCGGCCGCACAUGGCAAUCACCAUCCGACGCAUAUUGGCGCUUUAAGUCAAUCACAUUCGUAUAAUUUUGGUGGCAACACCGCUUCCUCAUCUUCACAACAUUCGUCCGCCAAUGAAGAUGACAUUUUGGGCGCUCCACAACCGGCGCCACCGCCAAUUGCUUCGCGACCCGAACGCACGAAAUCGAUCUAUACGCGCCCCAUCGAGGGAGUGUCGAUAUCGGAGGGUAUCGAACAUUUGCGAGCGGUCACACCAACUACGCCGCUACAUCAACACCAACACCAACAACAACAUCAACAAAUACAACAGCAACAACAACAUCAGCACCAGAAUAAUGUGGCGCAACCGCAACAGCAACAAUACCGCACUCCGAAUAAUGCAGUUGCGGUGACCACAGCCGCCAACGCUGGCCCAACAGCGACAACAACGUUGGAUAAGAACAAAAAUAACGAAAAUAUCUAUGCCAAUGACCCAGCACAUAAACGUCUGACCGGCUCACCAGCAGCAGUGGCGCAACAGCAGCAGCAGCAGCAGGGCACCACCACAGCUGCACAAUUGGUGACACCACCACCAACGGUGGCACCGAGCACUGCGGCUACAGCCACACAGCCACGUUCUGGCACCGCUAAGAAAAAGAAAAUGUCCGAUGAGGAAAUACUGGAGAAACUACGUACCAUUGUGUCUGUGGGUGAUCCGAAUCGUAAGUACACGAAAAUGGAAAAGAUCGGGCAAGGCGCUUCGGGCACUGUUUACACGGCUAUUGAAUCCUCUACGGGCAUGGAAGUGGCUAUUAAGCAGAUGAAUUUAUCACAGCAACCGAAGAAGGAAUUAAUCAUCAACGAAAUCUUGGUUAUGCGAGAGAAUAAACAUCCGAAUGUGGUGAAUUACUUGGACAGUUAUUUAGUAUCGGAGGAGCUGUGGGUGGUGAUGGAGUAUCUGCCGGGCGGUUCACUAACCGAUGUCGUCACUGAGACGUGUAUGGAUGAGGGUCAAAUAGCGGCGGUGUGUCGUGAGGUGCUGCAGGCAUUGGAGUUUUUGCACUCCAAUCAGGUUAUACAUCGCGACAUCAAAAGUGAUAACAUACUAUUGGGCCUUGACGGUUCGGUGAAAUUGACAGAUUUCGGUUUCUGUGCGCAAAUCUCGCCAGAACAGUCGAAACGCACAACCAUGGUGGGUACACCAUAUUGGAUGGCACCGGAAGUGGUAACGCGCAAACAAUACGGCCCCAAGGUCGACUUGUGGUCACUUGGUAUUAUGGCAAUUGAAAUGGUUGAAGGUGAGCCACCCUAUUUGAAUGAGAAUCCUUUGAAAGCCCUGUACCUCAUUGCCACAAAUGGCAAGCCAGAAAUUAAGGAGAAGGAGAAAUUAUCGACAGUAUUUCAAGAUUUUCUAGAUCAGUGUUUGGAGGUCGAUGUCGAGAGGCGUGCCAGUGCACACGAUCUAUUGAAGCAUCCUUUCCUGAAAUUAGCACGUCCAUUGGCUAGCCUAACGCCUCUAAUAAUGGCUGCCAAAGAAGCCGCUAAAGGAAACUGAUUGAAGAAGAAUUAAUUUAAUUAAAAGUGAAAGUGAUGAAAUUAAAACUUAAGCACUUAAACAACAAGCAAAACAAAAUGUAAACAAUAACGAUAAAACUAGGAAACGAAAUUUAUGUAAUACAUAAUACACAACUACAUGGUGACACGAAACAGAUGAAAACACGUACCGUUGCAGUUUAUACACGCGUAUUAAAUUUAUAUAUACACACAUUUAUAUUGAUUAUAUAAUUACGUUAUAUUAUAUUAAGCGCAAAGUAUGAGUGGAAGACAGUACUCAUUUAAUGAUACUACAUGCCUAUAUGCACAUACAUAUAUAAAAUGCGCGAGGGGCUGAUGAAGAAGAUUUGUAGAGGAAAAGUCAAUGCUAAAACUAGCAGACUGUAUUCCAGUAUGGGCAGAAAACAAAAAAAAACUGAAAGGGAUAAAUAAUCAUAAAAAUAUACGUACAAAAUUGUAAUUAACUUUUGUCAACUAAGUUCGCUUGAAGAAAAGUGAAAUGAAAAAGUAAAAUCGGAAAUUUUGAAAGUGCUGCGAAAAUUUUCAUAAAAUCGAUUGUACGUUUCAUUUUUUGAAAUUCAUAAAUAAUUUUGCACUAAGUGAGUUUUCUGAUGAUUUUUAAAUUCAUUGAAAGAACUUUAAUUUUUCUAGGUUAGCGUCUUUUUUUAUCGAAACUAUUUCGAGUGGCAUUGUAAAUGCGGAAUUAAUUAAAACUUGCAUAUUUUUAUUUUAUUUGCUUUUUUUUAUAUUAAUUAUCAUUGUUAUUAGUAUUUUAACGUGUGAACAAAUACAUACAUACAUCCAUACAAACUUACAUUUAACAGAGAAACAAACUGAGACAAUUUUUUUUGUAAGACUAUGUCAUUCUUAUUACAUACAACUUAAUUAUAAUUAGCCUUUUAUACAUACAUACAUAAUUAUAAUCUAAACUAACGAGAGUUAAGUGGACAGAAACACCAGAAGUAACACCUUAAAACGCUCUACUAACUGAUGACACCUUUAUUUAUAUAAAAUAUAUAUUUGUAAUAAUAUAAAACUUG